Molecule: messenger RNA, 1417 nt
Organism: Thrips palmi
Lineage: Eukaryota; Metazoa; Arthropoda; Insecta; Thysanoptera; Thripidae
Gene: mRpL38
Product: 39S ribosomal protein L38, mitochondrial
Exons: 7
Coding region: 135-1340 (401 amino acids)
Cellular component (GO): mitochondrial large ribosomal subunit
Source: RefSeq, a predicted model, not a curated record
AACAAAUGAGCGACGGAAAAGAUGGCAGCUGCAAACAUGUUUUGCCCGUGGAGGGGUUAGGUUGUCUGGGUAGCAGAAGAAACUAAGUUGAAAUUCGAGUUGAAAUACUGAUUUUUGUUGAAGAACUGAUCAAAAUGAGUUCCCGUCUUCUCAAAGUGUCACAGCAGGCUUAUGGCUUUUCAAACCUUCAGUCAACUCGCAGUGUCAUUAGAAUGUUGGGUUUGCCCCCGGAGAAAGGCCGAUCACUUAAAAAGAAAAUCGAAGACUACAAUCGAGUCGACCCUGAAGUAGCCCGGAAAGUUGACAUUGGAUUGCCAUCACCUCAUGGUAAUGCCAGAACAUUAGCUCUGGAACGAUCAAAGAUUCUGUCGAAGGUGAAAAACGAUCCCCAAAUGGAACGCCUGGCUAGAGAAUUGAAAUUGGAUGUUCCUCUUGAAAGUAUUGAAGAGGCAUGGAAAGAAUCAGGCCUUGCAAGUUCCCAUCUAAAAGUGAUAGCUGAGCAUUACAACAUUUACUCACAUCUGUUUGGUGAUGCAUUUUUCUAUCCCAGAGUGAUGCUAGACAUUGAGUAUGUGCAGAAAGAUGAUUCAGUAGUACCUGUCUAUCGAGGAAACAUUAUAAAACCAAGAGAGGCUUUGAUUGCACCUGAAGUAAAAUUUAAUGCUGAUAAGGACAGUUUAUGGACAUUGAUUCUUACAAAUCCUGAUGGUCACCUAUCUGAGGAGAAUGCAGAAUAUGUUCAUUGGUUUAUUGGAAAUAUUCCAGGUAACCAAGUAUCGAAAGGUGAAGUGGUGUUUGAUUAUAUUCCUCCUUUUCCCCCUGCUGGGACUGGAUUCCACCGUCUUGUGUUUGUAUUGUACAAACAGAAUGGAAAGAUAGAUUAUUCUAGUUUGAAAAGAACAUUACCAUGUACGGACCUCUCACAGCGAACUUUCAAAACCAUAGAUUUCUAUAGAGAGAGACAAGAUAAUAUUACCCCAGCAGGGCUUGGCUUUUACCAAACAGAUUAUGACUAUUCUGUCAAAAAAGUGUUUAAUGAAACUUUAGGUAUGAAGGAGCCCAGAUUUGAGUAUGAUUUCCCCGAACCUUAUAUUGCUGAGCAGAAAUGGUUUCCUAAUAAGGUUGCAUUCAAUGUGUACCUUGAUAGAUACCGAGAUCCCUGUGAAAUCAACAAAGAGUACAUUGUUGACAGGCUGAAAACAACUGACCCAUUCCUGAAAAACAAACCCAAGCUGAACUACCCUGGUGCUCAAUACUUCGGCCGUAAUACUCCUUCUUGGCUGAAGAGAAAGCUGUACUGGGAUAGCAUGGGAUGGGGUAGAAUAAACAAUUCCAAGUAGUGUUUUGAUUUGUUUGAGUCUUAUGUGUUUCUAAUUGUCUUUCGUUAAUGUUAAAUAAAAAACAAAGUACAUCCGAA